UGCCAAAGAUCAAAGUAAGGAUGAGCCAACCAGUUUUGUUCCAAGCAGCCAUCCUUCCAUGCACCUUCUCCUCUGUCUAUAUAGUUGACCUUCUCAUCCCCGAGAGAGGACCCGGAAAAGUGGCUAUUUGAGAUUGAUUCAUAUUUUUGGGGAGGUAGUAAUUCCACCUUACUCGGCCCCGCAGUUGCAGGAAAGGAUGUCCAUAGCGGGGGUGAGCGAGUGUCCGGGGAAGGCCGGCCAAUACCGGGUGGAUCACCUCUUGAGCGCCGUGCAAAGUGAGCUGCAGGCCGGCAGUGAGAAGGGCGACCCCACGGAGAGGGAGCUGAAACUAUCUCUGGAUGAGAGCGAACUUUGGGGCAAAUUUAAGGAUCUUACGAACGAGAUGAUUGUGACAAAAAAUGGCAGACGCAUGUUUCCCGUGAUGAAAGUCAACGUGUCGGGACUGGACCCGAACGCCAUGUAUUCUUUCUUGCUGGACUUUGUAUCUGCGGACAACCACAGGUGGAAGUACGUGAGCGGGGAGUGGGUCCCCGGGGGGAAACCCGAACCUCAGACCCCUAGCUGUGUCUACAUCCACCCGGACUCACCAAACUUCGGCGCACACUGGAUGAAAGCUCCAGUCUCUUUUAGCAAAGUCAAACUCACCAAUAAACUAAACGGGGGUGGUCAAAUCAUGUUAAACUCCUUACACAAGUACGAGCCACGCAUCCACAUCGUGCGUGUUGGAGGCCCACGUAGGAUGGUCACCAGUCAUUCUUUCCCAGAGACCCAAUUUAUUGCCGUGACAGCAUACCAAAAUGAAGAGAUAACUGCUUUAAAAAUAAAGCACAAUCCCUUUGCCAAGGCCUUCCUGGAUGCAAAGGAAAGAUGUGAUGACAAAGAUAUUAAGGAUGAAACAAUUGAACACCAGCAGUCAACGUACUCACCGUUAGGUGGUUGGUUUCUGCCUGCAUCAGGCUCCCUCUGCCCUCCUGCAACUGCAAGUCCCCAUAGUCAAUUUGGAAGCCCCAUCGCCCUCUCGCCGUCCCACGGAUGCGAGCGCUAUUCCACGCUCAGGACCCACCGCUCAGCACCCUACAGCGCCUCUUCUUACAGCCAUCGGACUAACUCGCCCACAGGUUACAUUGAUAACUCCUCAGCAUGUCUGCCAAUGCUGUCAAGUCAAGACAACUGGUGUGGUCUCCAGAUGCCAACACACUCCAGCAUGAUGUCCAUGACCCACAAUUCAACCUCAGCUACCAACUCCAGUCAGUACACCAGCCUAUGGUCUAUGAGCAAUACACCGCUGACCCCAGUCACCCCGGUGUCCCACCAUUCUGGGGGAAUCAUGAACAACAACAACAACAACAAUCUGAGCUCCCAGUUCCUGAGAGGGUCCGGCAGUCACUAUCCCAACCUUGCUCACUCGGUCCCAGCGCCCUCCACUGGCUCGCCGAUGUAUGACAGCAGCAGCACCACCAUGGAGGGGCACGACUCAGCUCAGUAUGAUGCCUCUCUGCAGCGACAUUCUCCAGCCUGGACUCCUGUCACGCUCCCCUCCAUGUGAUGGAGUACCUACAGUUCAAUGUUUUCUUUUCUUAAUGCCAAGACUUUUUUGAAAUGACAUUUCUCAGGCUCAAGGAGAUGAAUUUGACAUCUUCAGAUGUUAACAUCUGAUUUUGUUUGUUACUAAGAGAAAUCAGCAGGUGAGGUUCUGUGCUUUUAAAUUGGAAACAAGAUCUGUAAUUAAUAUAUUUAUGAUCAUGAGCAUAACUGAAUGUUUAUCAUAUUGUUGGAAGUACAAUUCAAUUUUCAAUGCGCUUAUAUUAAGCGCAAUUCCAUGAUGAAGUAAUAUUACAUACAUUUCUAAAAGGGUUCAAAAAUUGAUUAUAGUGCAAAUAAGCAAGUGACUCUUGCAUACUUUAAACAGCUUUUUACGCAAAUACUAAAACAUAAUAGAGAAAUUCUUCAAAUGUCAAAAUGUAAGGAAAACUGCAUCCAAUAUCAGGUGGGGAUGGCAUUUCAAGUUUCGCUCUGAAUUUUCCUUAGAUAUCACAAUACGAUGCACCUUCUUAGGCAAACCAACUCCACUUAUGAAAAACAUACUUGGAAACUACCCAAUACUUAAACACUUCCUGCUAUAUGACAACACCAAACCUGUAACCUUUUCCUGUAAAGUUUUCUGAUUGUAAAUGUGUCAGAAAUUUCAUAUUUGGGAUAAAACUGUCAACA
This is a messenger RNA of Syngnathus acus (greater pipefish), 2211 nucleotides long. RefSeq names its product T-box transcription factor Tb (gene tbxtb). The record is from RefSeq and is a predicted model, not a curated record. Gene Ontology annotation, cellular component: nucleus. Gene Ontology annotation, molecular function: DNA-binding transcription factor activity, RNA polymerase II-specific; RNA polymerase II cis-regulatory region sequence-specific DNA binding. Lineage: Eukaryota; Metazoa; Chordata; Actinopteri; Syngnathiformes; Syngnathidae. Bases 197 to 1546 code for a protein of 449 amino acids. Gene Ontology annotation, biological process: regulation of transcription by RNA polymerase II; heart morphogenesis; mesoderm formation. The transcript has 8 exons.